CGAAAGAACAACGGGCAGUGGGCACAAACUGGAUCAUGGGAAGUUCCAUGUGUUGCAAGCCGAAAUGGCUUGCAGUUUGUUGUAUCGAUCUCAGUCCCUCCAAAUUAAGACUCAGAAAAGAGUCAAGGUGUUAAUCGAGCAGAAGUGUGCCUUUAUUUAUUAAAAGAUAGGAGAGCAAGAGAGGCAAAGGAGAGAGAGAAAGGGAAAAAAAAAGUAAGUCACUGUUGUGAAUCUCACGAUGUUCAAGCUCAGGGAGGAUAGAUUUAGGUUAGAUAUAAGGAAAAAAUCUUUUACAGUGAGGAUGGUGAGGCAUUGGAACAGGUUGCCUAGGGAUAUGGUUGAUGCCCUGCCCCUGGAGACUUUCAAGGUGAGGCUGGAUAAGGCCCUGGGCAACCCGGUCUAGCUGUGGUAUCCCUGUUAAUUGUAGGGAAGUUGAACUAGAUGGUCUUAAUUCUGUGAUUCUAUAUUCUGAGGGUCUGUCCUUCUUGGCUGAUAAAAGCAUAUGCCUUUUACACUGUAUGAUGGUCCCUUCUACUUGAGCCAGGAUUUGUUGCCAAGCAUAGGGUGUCCAGUAUCAAGCACUGUGUGCAUGCUGCACCAGCCGUGCUUCUCCCUUCACACGGUGGUUGUGGAGGGUUGUGGUUGUGUGAGGGACCUAUGACCACCUUAAGCAAGACCACUAAUUCCUGACUUGCGCUUGGGCACAGCAUAUGGUUGUUUGGCACCUUUCACAAGAGUGUCAUAGUACAGGUUUUGUUCUGGGGCCUUCAUAAGACAGUUACAGUUCUGUUCUGCUGGUCAUCUCUCCACCAAUCAGAAAGAGAGUAAAAAGUCACAAUGUUACAGUUCCCUAUGGAGAUGUCAGAGUCCAAACAGAGAAGGCAGAACGUUUUUAGUGUGAGAAUGGUGGAGUGCUGGAAGGCCGGCUAGGGAGGCUGCAGACUCUCCUCUGAAGGUACUCAAGGCCCAUCUUGACGCCUACAUGUGUGACCUGCUGUGGGGAGCUGCUGCAGCAGGGGGUUGGACCAGAUGAUCCCCAGAGGUCCCUUCCAACCCCUACAGUUCUAUGAAUAUGGUAUAAAACCAGCAGUGUGCGGCAAACUGCCAGUUCAUUGAGCUCAUCUGCAACUACAGUGGUUACUUCAAGUACGUGGUGUAAAGAACACACCAGAUCAGAGCGCGCUGUGGAACCUCACCGUGUUUCCAAACAACUGUCAAACCAACUGACCUUCAAAAACCCACUUAUGCUUUUAUCCUGCUCUGUACUCGCUGACAGGGUCACCUGCGCCCUCAGCCACCCCUCGCAGCGGGCUCUCCCGCCGGCAGCGAGCCCCGCUCAACCUUCCCCGCUCCCCCUGACCCCGUAGGGCCCCGGGGACCCACGGCAGUCCCCGCCCUCCUCAAGCCAGAGCGGAAGUGCCGUCAGAGGAAGGCCGGCCGCCCGCCCUCAGCGGAGGAAGGACGGGCUGUAAGAUGGCGGCGGCGGAGGAGCGGCUCCUGUCGGAGGGGGAAGGCGGCGCCCCGGGUUCGGCGCGGCUCUCCCCGCCCCCGCUCUCGCAGUCUCCCGAAGCCCCGGCGCCCUUGGAGCAGCCGCCUCAGAGCAACACGCUGAUGGGGCUGCCCAUCGUGGCCAUCGAGAGCAUCCUCAGCUUCCUGUCCUACGACGAGACGAGCCAGCUCCGCCUGGUUUGUAAACGAAUGGACUUGGUUUGUCAACGAAUGUUAAAUCAGGGAUUUCUAAAAGUGGAAAGAUACCACAACUUGUGUCAAAAGCAAGUUAAAGCUCAGCUUCCAAGACGAGAGUCAGAAAGAAGAAACCAUUCGUUAGCUCGUCAUGCAGACAUCCUUGCUGCUGUAGAAACGAGACUCUCUUUGUUAAAUAUGACUUUCAUGAAGUAUGUGGAUUCCAAUCUCUGUUGCUUCAUACCUGGAAAGGUAAUAGAUGAAAUUUACCGUGUGCUAAGGUAUGUAAACUCUACAAGAGCUCCUCAGAGAGCUCAUGAAGUUCUUCAAGAACUAAGGGACAUUUCUUCCAUGGCUAUGGAAUAUUUUGAUGAGAAGAUUGUUCCAAUACUGAAAAGGAAGCUUCCUGGGUCAGAUGUAUCAGGACGUCUGAUAGGAGCUGCCCCAGGAAUUUUAAUAAAAACAACAUUCCCAAGCUCAAACUCCAGUAUGAUUUUAGGACUUAGGAAGAAUGAGUAUACAUCAUCAUGGAAAAUAAAUCCCCUUCUUCUAAAAAUUCCAGGGCCUUCUGCAGCACUAACAACAAUGCAGCUGUUCUCCAAGCAGAAUCCUUCAAGACAGGAAGUCACCAAACUCCAGCAGCAAGUAAAAGCAAACGGUGCAGGUGUGACAGUGCUAAAGCGGGAAAUCUCAGAGCUUCGCACCAAAGUGCAAGAGCAACAGAAACAACUCCAAGAUCAAGAUCAGAAACUGCUAGAGCAAACCCAAAUCAUAGGUGAACAGAACGCCCGAUUGGCUGAGCUCGAACGCAAGCUGCGAGAGGUGAUGGAGAGCGCAGUAGGAAGUUCUUCAGGUUCUGGUUCAAAUGAACAAUCUCCUAGAAAACGGAGGAAGGCGGUUGAAUCCACAGACUGUCCUAGGAAAUCUAAACGCCUUCGAAACAGAAAAUAACUUGGGGAGUCACUGACGCCUUCAGGAGGAUACACUGCUUUAGUAGCCCAAGCAGGUCUGCUCGUUUGGAUACUGUGAUUAGCUUCAUGGUGUCACGUAGGCUGCUGGCUCUUCAACACACCACUUAGACUUGAACGUGAAUUUUCUUUCAUUGAGACUUUUCCCCUGCUUUCUGGAUGGGUGGGCCUAAUGCACAGGAUCUUUAAGAUUUGCAAUAGAUACAUACUAACCAGACCUGCUCUGUUACAUUUUGAAGGGUUAACCUUUUUUUUUUUUCCCCGUGCAAAUGUGUUGAAAGUAAACUUAUUUGUGUUUAUGCGUAUGUUCACAUAAAAUCUUAAAUAAAUUCAGUCUUAACUGACUAAAAAAUUGAGCUUAAAAA
Phasianus colchicus (ring-necked pheasant) is the source of this 3016-nucleotide messenger RNA. It is a transcript of the gene FBXO28, whose product is annotated as F-box protein 28. Gene Ontology annotation, biological process: protein polyubiquitination. The record is from RefSeq and is a predicted model, not a curated record. Lineage: Eukaryota; Metazoa; Chordata; Aves; Galliformes; Phasianidae. Gene Ontology annotation, molecular function: protein binding.